Messenger RNA from Carassius carassius (crucian carp), 2748 nucleotides. RefSeq names its product zinc finger protein 800-like. The record is from RefSeq and is a predicted model, not a curated record. The transcript has 6 exons. Lineage: Eukaryota; Metazoa; Chordata; Actinopteri; Cypriniformes; Cyprinidae. Bases 213 to 1802 code for a protein of 529 amino acids.
UCUCGAGUCGACUCGAACGCGUAACCUCUCAGACAGGCUCGGAGCUCGAAGCACUAGGUCACGGCACCCUGAUAGCUCUCCAGUGUUUGCUCAGUAGGACACGUGCGUGCGGUGGAGGCGUCACGCACCUUCCAAAAGCUCUUAAAGUCGAAGUCGAAGUGUCUUCCGGGAAUCCGCGGAUUAUAUCGAGACACAUCUGAGGUGGUUCAGAGAUGGAGGAAACCCCAGCCAAUGAGAAGUCUUGUCAGACGGAUGAGGUCACUGGAGAGGGCACUGUGUCCGGGCCUGACCAUGCGAGCAAGACGCUAAUCUAUUCCACAGAACCUGGAGAUCCUCCUCUGCUACAAACACCGCUGCUAACCUCCAAAUCUGGCAUCCAGCAGAUCAUUGAAUGUUUCCGCACAGGUACUGCACAUCUGAAACACAUUCUCCUCAAAGAGGUGGACACAAUCUUUGAAUGUAAACUCUGCCGCAGUCUCUUCCGUGGCCUUCCCAAUUUGAUCAAACACAAGGAAAUGUAUUGUUUCUCUCGAAUGCCUGAACCUGAUGGCCUUUCUGGAGAUGGCAAGAAGAGCAUAAAAGAACUUCUUGAAGCUAUCUAUCCGCGAUCUGAUAAAGAGGAAUACAUACUGAAACUGGAGCCCAUUGCUAGCAACCAGAAUGCUGUGUACCAGUACCUGUCCAAAGAAGAUAACCUGCCACCUUCAUCUCAGAGCCCAAACCACACCACCCCAGAGAGCUGGAGACACUACCACUUCAACAGCCAGGAACCGUACAUGGAGGAGCUCCAGUUGGAAGAAGAUGAGAACAAUUUUAUUAAUGAAGAAGAUAUGGGUGAAAACAUAAAGAAGGGAGAGGAAGAUGUAGAGAAGGAGCCUCAGGAUAGCAUAGAACCUGAGGAGCCAACAGAAGAAGCAUGUGACAAAGACCUGGCCCCCUGCAAAUGUCUCAUUUGCAACAGGACAUACCGGGUUCGAGGCCAUCUUAGAAGACACCUGUGGACCGUACACAAGAUUGCAUCUUCUGGCUCCACAACCAGCUCCAGUGAUUCCACGUCCAGCUCCAAAAAAAUGUUUAACGGUAAAGUUCCAGACAAUCCCAACACCAGUCCCAGCUCUUUCUCUGACACCCAAAGCCCCAAGGAGGACAAGGUCUCAUCCAAGGUUCAAUUCUCCAUAGGCUUUGACUAUAAGGCACGCUUCUGCAAGCUCUGCAGGCGGACCUUCAGCUCCAUGCAGAACCUGGAGAAACACAUUGAGCUGCACACGGAUAAUGGCACGGACUUCUUUGUCAAGUUUUACUGCUGUCCGCUCUGCCGCUACAAGACACGGCGCAAGAGGGACGUGUUACGCCAUCUCUCAGAGCUCCACAAGAAGAAGUCCACCUAUCUGAGCAGGAUCUCCCAGUCGCUGGAGAGCUACGCCGUCAAGAAGCCCGCGGAGGUCGUGUUGAACAAUAAAGAGGAGACAGUUCAAGGUCGACAAGAAGAAGUGAAUGUCCACCGCGGCCACACUUCACCAUAUCUGACACGCAGGAACUUGCCUCCGAAAGCCCCUGGCAUAGUGGGCAAAAAGACCUUGAAGACCAGCAAUAAGAAGCGCCAAAGCGAGGAAGGGACUCGUAACAAAAAAUUAAAGCCUAAUAGCCCAAAAGGGGGUGUUACCAAGAAAUCUCUGCACGUGUGCAACAUCUGUGGGCAGAGCUUUAAAAAGACAAGAUACCUAGGGUUGCACAAGAGAAGCCACCUGAAAUCCACAACCAGGAGCGCAGGUGUCAGAACAAGAUCCAAGGUCAUGCUUUGAUAUCUUCUGACAGCAAACUGGACUUGCAGCAUCUGUGGAAAGACAUACUGGACAGUGAGAGUCACAGAAAGAAGAUCAGAACCACGAAAAAGUCAAAGAAACAUCGCUGUACUACAAAAAGUUAACAGAAAAACUUGGGGUAUAAGAAACCCUCAGAAAUGUGUGUGGGAUUUUAGAAGCUUUUCCAUUGUCUGUACAGGGGAAUAUAUGUCAGUGUAAUGGUACAGUAUUUUCAGCUGCACUUUAUUAACCAUUUAUGAGGGCUUCUGACCACUCUUAGAUAUGAGAGGAAAUGCAUAUGCUUUCCAUUCCCCUGCUGCCAUCAAUAAGAUUUGACAUUUCCAUCCAGAACCAAGUAGUGGCAGGUUUAUCCUCAGGUGGAGCUUCAAGGCACACAUGCUCUUGGCGAGAUGGCAUUGAACUCCUGCAGACAGCAGCUGAACGUGGGCUAUUGACACCCAUCAGGCUCAUUGGUAUUCAGUGCAGUCAUAUGGAGUAAGAUCUGGAUGUCUUUCUUUUCUGUUACUGAGAAAACAGUGGACACUGAAGACCACUGAAACGGCAUGAACUCGGAUACUACUUCACUUAUAUUAAGAGAAAGGGAUCUUUUAUGUUUGAACAAGCACAUGCUCUGGAGAAGACAACCAGUUGUCCUUAUAUGAACUGCAGGCAAAUGUUAAAUGCUUUCUAUGAGAUUUUUUUUUAGUUGCCUUUUCGCUGCAGUUCUCGGAUUAAUUCGUCUCCUAUCAGUUUAGAUGCUUUUUCAUUAUAUUUCUCUCCUCAUUUGGCUGUUACGAUUUUACAGAAAGGUAAACAGGUAUUCACAAGCAUUCACUGUGCAAAUCUGUAGAUCCAUGUUUCUUUUUUUUUAGCCUUCCGGUGGCUUGACGGAUUUCUUAUUUUUAAAAUGAAUGUAUUGACCAACAAUAAACAGAGAAAUUGACUG